CAAGCCCUCAACACUGGAGAUAUUUUUACCCCCUCAAUUGGCGUUUAAUUGACACAAGCUUGAUGUAAAGGAUCAAGAGGAUAAAGCCUCUUCUUUUCCCUUCUUUCACCUUCACAGUGCACCUUUCCACUUUGUCACUUUUUCCUUUUUUUUUUUUCUUCUGUAUGCGUUUCUGGGAUACAUAAAGCACUGUUAUCACUUGUGCACCCUUUUUCACGAAACAGCACUAAAGUUCUUUUUUUCCCUCUCGUGGAACUUCAAUUAUACAUUUAAUUAAAAGGAAAAAAAGCAGGCAAGGAUUUUUUUUUUUUUUUUUUUUUUUUUGACGGAAAGUACCGAGAAGUCGCGAUGAGUAAUAUCAAGUCUGACGCUGAGCCAAGCAACAGCGUUGAAGAAGAGGUACGGACACUGUUUGUCAGUGGUCUUCCAGUUGAUAUCAAACCCAGGGAGCUCUACCUUCUUUUCAGACCAUUUAAGGGCUAUGAAGGUUCGCUAAUCAAAUUAACAUCAAAACAGCCUGUCGGUUUUGUUACCUUUGACAGUCGGUCUGGAGCAGAAGCAGCCAAAAAUGCAUUAAAUGGUAUCCGCUUUGAUCCAGAGAACCCACAGACUCUACGGUUAGAAUUUGCAAAGGCAAACACAAAGAUGGCAAAGAGUAAACUGAUGGCUACACCAAACCCCACUAAUCUUCACCCAGCUUUAGGAGCACACUUCAUUGCACGGGACCCAUAUGACCUGACAGGUGCAGCAUUGAUCCCCGCCUCUCCGGACUCGUGGGCUCCUUAUCCACUAUAUGCCACAGAGCUGACCCCUGGCAUCCCUCAUGCAGCAUUCACCUACCCGGCUGCUGCGGCAGCAGCUGCUGCACUUCAUGCUCAGAUGCGCUGGUACCCUUCAACAGAAGCUGCCCAGCAGGGCUGGAAGUCCCGUCAGUUUUGCUGAAGCACGUUUUGUAAAGGUUUAAUACCUGAAGAUUUACUGUUCUUCCCUCUGCCCCAACAUCUGCCAAUAUUUAAGAAUUCUAAGUUAAA
Molecule: messenger RNA, 1031 nt
Organism: Erpetoichthys calabaricus (reedfish)
Lineage: Eukaryota; Metazoa; Chordata; Cladistia; Polypteriformes; Polypteridae
Product: RNA-binding protein with multiple splicing 2-like
Exons: 8
Coding region: 349-942 (197 amino acids)
Biological process (GO): negative regulation of smooth muscle cell differentiation
Molecular function (GO): protein homodimerization activity; mRNA binding
Source: RefSeq, a predicted model, not a curated record